Molecule: messenger RNA, 2040 nt
Organism: Hirsutella rhossiliensis
Lineage: Eukaryota; Fungi; Ascomycota; Sordariomycetes; Hypocreales; Ophiocordycipitaceae
Product: WSC domain-containing protein
Exons: 7
Coding region: 1-2040 (679 amino acids)
Source: RefSeq, a predicted model, not a curated record
AUGCGGUCUGCCUUGGCUGCCGCCCUGGGCCUGGCCCUCGUCCCGCUCUCACAGGCGUGGAACGUUGAGCUGCCGCCAUGCUUGGACGACUUCAAGCCCUUUGUUAGCUCUGGCUGCUUUCGGGAAGGAUCCGACCCGACCUUGAUCUUCCGCUCCGGCCUGGACCAGCACAACAUGACGGUCGAGAAGUGCGUCGCCGACUGCAAGGGCAACGGCUACCGCUACGCCGGCCUCGAGUAUUACGGCGUCUGCUUCUGCGGCUCCACCGUCAACGGCCCGCAGGUCCCAGACUCGCAGUGCUCCCUCCCCUGCAGCGGCAACAAGUCGGAGACUUGCGGCGGCGACAAGGCUCUCUCUGUCUGGCAGGAUCCCACCUUUCCCAAGACCCCCGAGGACGUCACCGUCGACGACUACAAGUCUCUGGGCUGCUUCACUGAUGACUCCACCAAGGGCCGAACCCUGUCGUGGCCCGUCAAGGCGGACGCUUCCUCCUUUACCACAAAGAAGUGCUUGGCUGCCUGCGAAAAGGGGGGCUUCCCCUUUGCCGGUACCGAGUAUGGAGGUGAGUGUUGGUGCGGCGUGGUUCUCGCCAACGACACAGCCAAGGUCCAUGAGUCGGAGUGCAACAUGCCCUGCAGGGGCGAUGCCUCGGACAAGUGCGGCGGUCGCGCGCGCCUGAGCCUCUACGUCGCCAAGGACCUCGAGUCCCUGGAGCCGUGCGGCCAGCGCCCGCCGAGGGAGACAGCCUCGACGGUAGACCAGCCUAGCAAUACCACGUCCCAACCCGGCGAGACCACCUCCAGCAAGCCGAUUGAGACGGUCACCAGUGCGCCCGAGGAGACUGCUUCGACUCCUUCGCAGGGGGCCACGUUGACGAAGCCUCAGGAGACCACCUCCAACAGUCCUGGUGAGUCUACUGCCUCGACCAAGCCCGACGAGUCAUCGACCAGCGCUGGGCAGACGCCGACGCCGAGUGAGACGACUGCCACGAGCCCUGAGGAGUCUUCGACAACCAAGCCUGGGGAGACGACCAAGGCCGAUGAGACAACGACGAAUCCUGGCACCGUCGAGCAGCCCCGGCGAGACGUCUACGCCAAGCUGGACGUCGGCCCCGACCACCACUACCAAAAACGAGGUGGCAUCCACGACGGCCUUGCUUUGUACGGCCACGAGCAUCGUCCCGUCAAGGUCGUCUCGUGUUUCAAGUACGCCGGCUGGCCGCACACCAUCGACUGCUUCGACUUCCAGCGCUGGUGCCGCAACGUGCAGCGGUACUGUGCCGGCAGCUGCAGGGGCCGCGGCCGGUGUGGCAAGGGUGACUGCUGGAGCAAGUACAAGCCCGGCUUCGGCAAGCCCCCAGCCACGACCACGUCCGUCUUCCCCUGUCUCCCGGCGUCGGCGACGGACAAGCCGACGCCUGCGCGGCCUGCCACGUCGUGCCCGCCGGCGCCCACCAACAUCUGCAAGCAGCCUACCAACGACAGAUGGGGCUACGGCCCCGGCAAGCCCGUGGGCGGCAUCCCGCUGCCCGUCGUCGGGUGCAACGACAUCAAGGACGACUGGCGGUCCAGGCCGUACAAGCUGUACACGGAGCCCGACAGCGUCAAGUCGCCGUCGUUCCGGUGGCCCGAGCGGCCCAAUGUGUGCGUCGACUCGUGCAGGGAGCAGUACCAGCACUGCCGCGACACCUACGUCGACAGCUGCCGCCAGCUGGGUUGGAAGGGGGGCUUCCACAAGCGCCGCGAGGGCGAGACGGACGCCGAGUUUGCGCGCCGCGCGCAGCCGUGGUCGGGCACAUGGGCCGUCGAGUCCGAGGCGGCCGAUGCGAACAGCAGCAGCAACGACGGCUACUGUGCCGCGACUGAGGACCACUACUCGUGGGCCAGGCACGGCUCCGACUCGGUCAACUGCUGGGGUUGGGGCGGCAACACGCCCGACAAGGCCGAGCAGCGCUGCCGCGCCCAGUACAACGACUGUCUCGCCGUGAACAGCAGGGUCAAUCCCGGCGACCAGUGCAAGACCUGGUGUCGCAAUUACUAG